This is a messenger RNA of Micromonas commoda, 1722 nucleotides long. RefSeq names its product glutamyl-tRNA reductase (gene HEMA). Gene Ontology annotation, molecular function: NADP binding; glutamyl-tRNA reductase (NADP+) activity. The coding region runs from base 1 to 1614 and encodes 537 amino acids. The record is from RefSeq and is a predicted model, not a curated record. The transcript has 2 exons. Gene Ontology annotation, biological process: tetrapyrrole biosynthetic process. NCBI's taxonomy places the organism in Eukaryota, Viridiplantae, Chlorophyta, Mamiellophyceae, Mamiellales, Mamiellaceae.
AUGGCGCUUUCCGGUCGCGUCCGAGCGAUGGAACCUAAGCGAUCCUCCGCGAAAUCCAGCGCCUUCGCCACCGGCGGAAAGUGCGCGGCGAAGGCCCGCGCGACCUUCGCCCGCGGGCGCAACACGGUGACCAGGGCCGUGGUGACCCCCCCGACGACGCACGACAACGCUCGCCCGGACACCACCCUCAGGCCCGUCUCCGCGGCCGCGGUCGACAGCAGCAAGGCGCUCGAGCAGUUCCGCAGCAUGGGCGGCGCUUCCCGCUACGCGUCCGAGGCCAAGUCUUCGAUCGUGUCCAUCGGCCUCUCGAUCCACACGUGCCCCGUCGAGGUGCGCGAGAAGAUGGCCGUCCCUGAGGAUAAGUGGGAAGAGGCUGUGAAGCAGCUCACCUCCUACCCCCACGUGGAGGAGGCGGGCAUCCUCUCCACUUGCAACCGCAUGGAGAUCUACGUCGUGGCGCUGAGCUGGCACCGCGGCGUGCGCGAGGUGGAGGAGUGGAUGAGCCAGUACUCGGGCAUUCCUCUCGACGAGCUGCGCGAGCACCUCUUCCUGCUCCGCGAUCAGGAUGCCACCUCGCACCUCCUCAAGGUGUCCGGCGGCCUCGACUCGGUGGUCAUGGGCGAGGGCCAGAUCCUGGCGCAGGUUAAGAACGUCUUCGCGCUGGGCGAGAACGUCGAGGGCUUCGGCAGGCACCUCUCCGGCCUGUUCAAGGCUGCCAUCACCGCGGGGAAGCGCGUGCGAUCGGAGACGUCAAUCGCGAGCGGCGCCGUGUCUGUCUCCUCCGCCGCCGCCGAGCUCGUGCAGAUGAAGCUCCCGUCCAACUCGUUCGACGGGUGCCGCGUGAUGAUCGUCGGCGCGGGUACCAUGUCCCGUCUCCUCGUCAAGCACCUCGUGUCCAAGCGGUGCACCGAGAUGACCAUCGUCAACAGAUCCGCCGGGCGCGUCGAGGAGCUCCAGGCGGAUUUCCCGGAGGCGAACAUCAAGCUGGCGCUCAUGGACGAGUUCCUCCCGCUCGCCGCGGAGCACGACGUCAUCUUCACCGCGGCGUCCACCGGCGUGAUCAUCACCAAGGAUGACCUCGCCACGAUGCCCGCGGCGGCGGCGUGCGUCGACGGCAAGCGUCGCCUCGUGGAUAUCGCGGUGCCCCGCAACGUCGACGCCGACUGCGGAGAGGACGCCAACACCAUCUGCUACAACGUGGAUGACCUGAAGGAGCUGGUGGAGGCGAACAAGGAGGCGCGCGAGCGCGCCGCGGACGAGGCCAGGGAGCUGCUCGCUCAGGAGCAGGCGGGUUUCGAGGCGUGGAGGGACUCGUUGGAGACGGUGCCCACGAUUAAGAGGCUGCGCGGGAAGGCUGAGGCGAUUCGGGCGACGGAGCUCGAGAAGGCGAUGGGCAAGCUCGGCGACGGGCUCACCAAGAAGCAGAUGAAGGCGGUGGAGGAGCUGAGCCGCGGGAUCGUGAACAAGCUCCUGCACGGGCCCAUGCAGGCGCUCCGAUCCGACGGUACGGAUCCGGCGCAGGUGUCCCAGACGCUCGUCAACAUGCACGCGCUCGAGGAUAUGUUUGACCUCAAAAACGACGGCGUCCCGGGGAGCCGCAACGGCAAAAAGUAGAGGUGGGACGGGAGAGAAAACAAACAAUUCUUUCGGGCGAGUAGCGCUCGGGAAAACCAUAUCAUGAGUUGUACCAGUAUUUUAAUUGCAUCGACGCAAUGACCAUUC